AUGAAUACUGUUGUUCUGCCGUAUAUAUAUCUCUCAAAAAUUCCAUAUGGUCAAGCGCUACGUCUACAGAAUCACCUCGUUCAAGCUAGAUUUAAAACACGUGAUGCUAUGAAGAAGUCACUAAACGGUAACGAGCAUUCGGCGACUGAUUUGCUUAUAUUAUUACAACAUCCGUAUACAUACACAUCAGGAAGAAGAGACAAAGGGAGAACUUCAAAGGAUGAGGAGAGGUUACGAAGGCUUGGGGCCGAUUAUUAUGAGACUUUAAGAGGCGGACAAAUGACAUUUCACGGACCCGGUCAAUUAGUUGGUUAUCCUAUUCUGGAUUUGAACAAUUACGAGCUAUCUGUCAGAGACUACGUUGCAGCCAUAGAACGCACGAUUAUAAACACUUGCGCUGAAUUCGACAUAGACGCGAAAGUAGCAAAGGAUACUGGCGUUUGGGUUGGAGAUGAGAAAAUAUGUGCAAUCGGUAUUCAAGUCCGACGAUACCUGACGAUGCACGGGUUUGCUCUUAACUGUAAUAAUGACAUGAGAUGGUUUGAACACAUUGUCCCAUGCGGGUUACAAGACAAAGGAACAACGUCUAUCUCCCUAGUGAAAAAUGAAGAAGUUACUGUUGAAAAAGUGGUUCCAGUAUUAUGCAAAAAUUUUGGGCAGGUAUUUUAUAGAACAGUCAAGCCACUUGCCACGGUGAGAGAUUCGUUUGGAUACCUUAUCGAGUUGCUCGAGUCAUCUAAUAUCGUCAACGUACCAUUGCAACAAGAGGACUAG
This is a messenger RNA of Paraglomus occultum, 774 nucleotides long. NCBI's taxonomy places the organism in Eukaryota, Fungi, Glomeromycota, Glomeromycetes, Paraglomerales, Paraglomeraceae. The record is from the annotation of a GenBank genome assembly.